Messenger RNA from Platichthys flesus (European flounder), 2002 nucleotides. RefSeq names its product potassium voltage-gated channel subfamily A member 2. NCBI's taxonomy places the organism in Eukaryota, Metazoa, Chordata, Actinopteri, Pleuronectiformes, Pleuronectidae. Bases 315 to 1811 code for a protein of 498 amino acids. The transcript is spliced from 2 exons. Gene Ontology annotation, cellular component: membrane; juxtaparanode region of axon; dendrite. The record is from RefSeq and is a predicted model, not a curated record. Gene Ontology annotation, biological process: protein homooligomerization; potassium ion transmembrane transport. Gene Ontology annotation, molecular function: protein binding; delayed rectifier potassium channel activity.
ACAUGAGGUGAAUAUCCGCGACUCUCCCACGUUGGAAAAAUCCCUUAAUUCUCUUUUAAAAAACGCGUCUCUGCAUGAAGUCAGAGGACCUGGUCGUCGCAGCGGGUUUUUCACCUUCCCGAGUCCAGCGGGGGCAGGAACUCAUCCACACAUGAGGAAGAUGUCAGCAGAUGCAGUCAGACCCUAGGUGACAUCCUGUGGCCGUCAGGUCUGUACGGUGUUGAGCCCCCUCCCUCUCCUGGCCCCUGCCUGCAGUUCUUCAGGCUGCGGGACCCAGACUCACUGAAAAGUGCAGGCCUCCCCUCCCCAGCAGAAUGACUGUGGCCACAGGCGACCCCUCUGAUGAGGCGGCUGCACGCCCGGGGCACCCGCAGGACUACGACCCGGACGCGGACCAUGAGUGUUGUGAGAGGGUGGUCAUCAACAUCUCAGGGCUGCGCUUUGAGACGCAACUCAAAACCCUCUCCCAGUUCCCAGAGACUCUGCUGGGGGACCCCAAAAAGAGGAUGCAGUACUUUGACCCGCUGAGGAACGAGUACUUUUUCGACAGGAACAGACUCAGCUUUGACGCCAUAUUGUAUUAUUACCAAUCAGGGGGCCGGCUAAGAAGGCCGGUCAACGUCACCCUCGAUAUUUUCUCAGAGGAAAUUCGCUUCUACGAGCUGGGUGACGAGGCCAUCGAGAUCUUCAGAGAAGACGAGGGUUUCGUCAAGGAGGAAGAGCGGCCCCUUCCUGAUAACGAGUUUCAGAGACAGGUGUGGCUGCUGUUCGAGUACCCAGAGAGCUCAGGUCCUGCUAGGAUUAUUGCCAUAAUCUCUGUCAUGGUCAUCCUGAUAUCUAUUGUCAGUUUCUGCCUGGAGACCCUCCCCGUUUUCCGCAACGAUGAUGGCGACAUGCACAAGUUUCAAGAGUCUAUCUAUUCACCUGAGACAAACACCACAGUCAUCAAGUACACUAACACCUACUUCACCGACCCCUUCUUCAUCCUGGAGACUCUGUGCAUUAUAUGGUUCUCCUUUGAGUUCCUGGUGCGCUUCUUCGCCUGCCCCAGCAAAGCAGGCUUUUUUGGUAAUAUAAUGAACAUCAUUGACAUUGUUGCCAUCAUCCCUUACUUCAUCACCCUUGGCACAGAGCUGGCCGACACGCCAGAGGAUGGUCUAGCGGGUCAGCAAGCCAUGUCUUUAGCCAUUCUCAGGGUCAUCCGCUUAGUGCGAGUCUUCAGAAUUUUCAAGCUCUCUCGUCACUCCAAAGGCCUUCAGAUUCUGGGUCAGACCCUGAAAGCCAGCAUGAGGGAGCUCGGCCUUCUCAUCUUCUUCCUCUUCAUCGGGGUCAUCCUUUUCUCCAGUGCAGUCUACUUCGCUGAAGCGGAUGAGCCCGAGUCGCAGUUCGAGAGCAUCCCGGAUGCGUUUUGGUGGGCUGUGGUGUCCAUGACCACAGUCGGCUACGGGGACAUGGUCCCGACUACCAUCGGUGGGAAGAUUGUGGGCUCCCUCUGCGCCAUCGCUGGCGUGCUGACCAUUGCCUUGCCGGUGCCUGUCAUCGUCUCCAACUUCAACUACUUCUAUCAUCGAGAGACUGAAGGCGAAGAGCAGGCUCAGUACCUGCAGACCAACGUGGCCAAGACCGAUUCAGCGGAGGAGCUGAAGAAGAGCCGGAGCGGCUCCACCAUCAGCAAGUCGGACUAUAUGGAGAUUCAGGAGGUCGUGAAUAACAGCAACGAAGACCUUCAGGAGGAGAACCUCAAGACAGCCAACUGCACCCUGGCCAACACAAACUAUGUCAACAUCACCAAAAUGCUCACAGACGUGUAACCGUCGGCUGUUUUCCUCCGUGUGACAGCGGGAACUUUGGAGCUGAGCAGCUGGGUGGGACUGGUGUUCGGCCUCCCACCUCAGGUGUGCUGGAAAAAUCAAGGCAAUAGAAUUCAGGAUGUUAAUGAUGAUGCUGAUAACGAUAGACAGUGAUUAAUAUGACAUAGACCAUUCGCUCACCCUGCGCUCAU